CACUCAGGGUGUGGCACUUGUCCAUUCCAUCCCACACGCCUGCGGAGGCCCCUGGGUGAGGGACACGGCGCUGGGCUGGGCACCAGCCAGGAGGCCGCGUGCUCAGGCCCUCCCCUAGCUUGGAGCAUCAGGGAGGGAGGCUGCCCCGGCCCAGGAGGACAUCCAGGAAGAAGUGGCCUUCAGGGCUCUAGGCCUAACCGACACUGACAGGAAUCAGGGGACAGACAGCACCUCAAUGGCAAGAUUCCCUCCUGAGACCAACGGGGCCAGUAACGCGUGUUCUCAAGAACUGUGACGCGUAGGAGGUGGACCGGACGGACCUGUGGACACCAAUUUCAGGGCGGAAGCUGCCCUCCCUGGGGGCCACAAGGGGAAGACAGUGACGGCUGAUCUGUGAGCACCCAGUAAGGAGGUGGACGGCCACGAGCUCCUCCGGGCAGCCCUGGGCAGCCAGAAGCUGGCCUGCUGAGCCCGUGGGAAGAUGGGAGCCCACUCCAGGAUGUCCUAGUCCAUCGCGUCCCCAAGCCAGGGUGGCUGAGUCUGCUGCUAGAAGUCCCUGUCCCUACUUCAGGACCACCCUGCAGGCCGGCGGGAUGGAGCCGGCAAAUGAGGAGAAGCUGGCCUCUGUGUCCAACCUGGUGACUGUGUUUGAGAACAGCAGGACCCUGGGAACAGCGCCCAGAGACCAGGCCCAGCCACCAGCCCCAGAGCCAUGGGAGAAGCCGCAUGUCGGGGAGACCCCCGAGUCUGGGCCCAGGACCGUGAGCAGGAGGUGUCUGAGCUCCCUGAAGAACAAGCUGUCCAGCGGGGCCUGGCGGAGACCUUGCCAGCCUGGGGCCUCUGCAGGGGCAGUGCCACAGGAGCCCGAGGAGAAGAAGGUGGUCCGGGAGCUGCUGGAGACGGAGCAGGCCUACGUGGCUCGCCUGCACCUUCUGGACCAGGUGUUCUUCCAGGAGCUGCUGCAGGAGGCGCAGGGCAGCAAGGCCUUCCCCGAGGACGUGGUCCGGCUCAUCUUCUCCAACAUCUCCUCCAUCCACCAGUUCCACGCCCGCUUCUUCCUCCCUGAACUGCAGCGGCGCCUGGAGGACUGGACGGCCACGCCCCGCAUCGGGGACGUGAUCCAGAAACUGGCCCCGUUCCUGAAGAUGUACAGCGAGUACGUCAAGAACUUUGGGCGAGCGGCAGAGCUGCUGGCCACCUGGACCGACAAGUCCCCACCCUUCCAGGAGGUCAUCGCCCGCAUCCAGAGCAGCGAGGCCUCUGGGAGCCUGACCCUGCAGCACCACAUGCUGGAACCGGUGCAGAGGGUUCCCCGCUACGAGCUGCUGCUCAGGGAGUACGUCCAGAAGCUGCCGGCGCAGGCCCCCGACCGCGCGGACGCCCAGAAAGCCCUGGACAUGAUCUUCUCUGCGGCUCAGCACUCCAAUGCGGCCAUCGCCGAGAUGGAGCGGCUGCAGGACCUGUGGGAGGUGUACCAGCGCCUGGGCCUCGACGACGACAUCGUGGACCCCUCCAACCACCUGCUCCGCGAGGGCCCGGUCCUCAAGAUCUCCUUCCGCCGCAGCGACCCCAUGGAGCGCUACCUUUUCUUGUUCAACAACAUGCUGCUCUACUGCGUGCCCAGGGUUAUCCAGGUGGGCGCCCAGUUCCAGGUUAGGACCCGCAUCGACGUGGCCGGGAUGAAGGUGCGGGAGCUGCCCGACGCCGAGUUCCCCCACUGCUUCCUGGUGUCGGGGAAGCAGCGCACCCUGGAGCUGCAGGCGCGGUCCCAGGAGGAAAUGGCUUCCUGGAUACAGGCCUGCCAAGCAGCCAUCGACCAAAUUGAGAAGAGGAAUGAAACCUUCAAGGCUGCAGUGCAGGGCCCCGAGGGCGACGCCCAGGAGCAGCUGCAGUCUGAGGAGCUGGGCCUCCGAGCCCCGCAGUGGGUGCGGGACAAGAUGGUGACCAUGUGCAUGCGCUGCCAGGAGCCCUUCAACGCCCUGACCCGCCGGCGCCACCACUGCAGGGCCUGUGGCUACGUGGUGUGCGCCCGGUGCUCCGACUACAAGGCCGAGCUCAAGUACGACGGCAACCGGCCCAGCAGGGUCUGCCUGGACUGCUUCACCUUCCUCACGGGAAGCGUGCUGCCCGAGGACAGGGACAGGAGGCGGGGCAUCCUGGAGAAAGGCGCCCCGCCUGGGCCCGGCCAGAGUCUGAUGUGCAGCUUCCUGCAGCUCCUCGGGGACAAGUGGGGCAAGAGCGGCCCCCGGGGCUGGUGUGUCAUCCCCCGCGAUGACCCCCUGGUGCUCUACGUCUAUGGGGCUCCUCAGGACAUGCGAGCCCACACCUCCAUCCCCCUGCUGGGCUACCAGGUGACCCCUGGGCCCCAGGGGGACCCCAGGGCCUUCCAGCUGCAACAGUCGGGCCAGCUGUACACCUUCAAGGCCGAGACAGAGGAGCUAAAGGGCCGCUGGGUGAGGGCCAUGGAACAGGCAGCCGGGGGCUGCAGCCCCGGAGUGACUGAUGACGGGGACCUGUCUGACUGAGCCACCACAGGCCACACGUCCUGUUCCAGCAUUUAGGAAAGAUGAGUCCAGCCAGGGGACGUGGUGCACAUCUGUAAUCCUAGAGGCUCGGAGGCUGAGGCAGGAGGAUGGAGUUCAAAGCCAGCCUCAGCCAUUUAGUGGGCCUCAAGCAACUCAGCAAGAUCCUGUCUCUAAAUAAAAAUGUGAAAAGGGGGCUGGGGUGUGGCUUAGUGGUCAAGUGCCUGUGGGUUCAAUCCCCCUUAACCAAAAAAAAAGAAAAAAAAAGAGAAAAAGAAGAAAAUAUGGGUCCAUUCCUUUGAGAAGGGGGAACCAACUGUCCCAAUUUGCCAGGGCAGAAGGGGUCCCUGGGCCAUGGGACAUUCAGUGCUAAAACUGGGAAAGUCCGGGUAAUCCAGAGUUGUUGGUGCUCUUGGUGCAGCUCUCAAGCUGGAUUGCUUUACCAAAGUACUGGUGAGCCCGGUGCAGUGGCCCACGUCUGCAAUCCCAGCCACUCAGGAGGCUGAGGCAGGAGGAUCACAAGUUCAAGGCCAGCCUCAGCAAUUUAGUGAGAUCCUAAAUAACUUAGGGAGACCCCAUGUAUCAAACUUAAAAAUAAAAGGGGCUGGGGAUGUGGCUCAGUAGUAAAAUGCCCCUGGGCUCAAUCCCCAGUGCCAAAAUGAAAAUAAAACUAAAAAUACUGAUGAAUAUAUCCACGUGUUAAUUUUAAGAUUAAAAAAUAUCAACCAGUA
Molecule: messenger RNA, 3253 nt
Organism: Marmota monax (woodchuck)
Lineage: Eukaryota; Metazoa; Chordata; Mammalia; Rodentia; Sciuridae
Gene: Fgd2
Product: FYVE, RhoGEF and PH domain containing 2
Exons: 18
Coding region: 594-2525 (643 amino acids)
Biological process (GO): cytoskeleton organization; filopodium assembly
Cellular component (GO): cytoplasm
Molecular function (GO): guanyl-nucleotide exchange factor activity; metal ion binding
Source: RefSeq, a predicted model, not a curated record